UGAACUUCCUGUUGAAGGACAUUUCUGCUAAAAAGACAGGGAAGAUAUUUUAUAUUCACAUCAGUACCUGGCUACGGACUUGUAUUUCCUGUGAAAUCCAUGAAGGAUCAUGAAGGAUGUCAGUGACAGUAGUAUUGGAUGCAGCGGUGAUGCAGAGGAUAAGCCAUUGCCUGUUCUGCCCAGUUCGGACAAUGUCUGCUUAGAGGAGACGCCUUUAAGAUCUUCCUCUCAUUGUGAGGAGUGUGACACAAGCAGAGCAUUACCAGAGUUCUCCAAUACUUGGGGAGACUUUGAGGGGUUUGAAGAAUUUACUCCACAGUCGGAGCAAUUUUAUUAUGCUGAUGAAGCAUUGCAAUUGGACUCUUUUACUUCUUCUACCUCCGAUGGAGAACAUUGCACUGAGCAAGCUGAUGUCCAAGAUGAAUGGGAUCCAUUUAAUGAAGAAGAUAAGGAGCACACCCAGGACUGUGAACAAAUCUUUAAACUGAGCUUUCCAGUUCCAUCUGUGGAGGAGACGAGUGAGGAUGUGAAGAGCCUGGACACACUUUUAGCUUCUACAUCUAAUGGAGACAAUGUUGUGUCCCAGUUACUAAAAUCUCGCUUAUGGCUUGAUGGUGACCGGUCAGAGAAAGACAUCCUGCCAGGUAAUCCUAGAUGUGACUGGCGGAAUUCUAAGGGGUGCCGGGAUCUCAUGUCACUGCUCUGCAUCUCUGCUGAAAAUACGUCUGCCAAGGGAGAUGAAAUUGCUAAGGAUUUAACAGAUUUAGGUGAAACUUUGCACACUAAUACAUCUUUAAUUCAGACCAAGUUGGAUGUGGCUCCAGGAUGCAAGCAAGGCCGUAUAUUUUCCUAUCAGCUGUUUUUGAAGAAGCCUUCAGCUGAUGUCCCGAUUUCCUUCCUUACUUUUUCGGGAAAGAAGAGUUUUUUCAGUACAAACCAAAUGCGUUUUAAUUUUUAGAUUGCCCAAGGCAAAGCCUGUCCUUUUUUUUGUUUUAUUGAGGUGUAUUACAUAUGCAUAAUAUUUAUACUACAUUCUUUUUAACUGAACUUUAGAUCUAUGACAUUUAACUUAUUGCACUGUAUAUUCUGAAACGUUUCACCAAUGCGUGCACUGAACGCAACAGCACAGGGUGA
Nanorana parkeri is the source of this 1134-nucleotide messenger RNA. RefSeq names its product chromosome unknown C14orf79 homolog (gene CLBA1). The record is from RefSeq and is a predicted model, not a curated record. Lineage: Eukaryota; Metazoa; Chordata; Amphibia; Anura; Dicroglossidae.